AGUACGGAAGAAAAAAGUAUAAAAGAAGCCCCGCCUCGUCAUUUUGCCGUCAACUUUCAUUGUGAAAUUCUUUGUGAUUUUUAACCAAUUUUCUUACUGUUUUCGGUUCUAAUUCAUAACAAGUAUAUAUACAUUGAAUAUCUUGAACAUUUUUGUAUAAAUAUAUAGAAAAUAGGUAAGUUUCGGUCUUCUAUAGUACACAAUGAGUCAAAUAAAAUUCGCCAUUUUUGUUAGCGUUAUCGAAACAGGUCAAAAUAGGUGGAUGUCCACAUUCUUGUUAGAUAAACAUCGCUUGUCAAUUGUAAAUUUACAAAAGAUCGCUUGUUUUCACAGAAAUGGCGGCCAUCAGGAAAAAAUUAGUGAUUGUUGGAGAUGGAGCAUGCGGAAAGACAUGUUUAUUAAUCGUUUUCUCGAAGGAUCAAUUUCCAGAAGUCUACGUUCCUACUGUAUUUGAAAAUUAUGUGGCUGAUAUAGAAGUAGAUUGCAAACAGGUAGAACUUGCUCUAUGGGAUACUGCUGGGCAGGAAGAUUACGAUCGUUUAAGACCUCUCUCUUAUCCUGACACAGAUGUCAUACUUAUGUGCUUUAGCAUUGAUAGCCCUGACUCUUUGGAUAAUAUACCUGAAAAAUGGACACCUGAAGUCAAACACUUUUGCCCCAAUAUACCUAUAAUAUUAGUAGGUAAUAAAAAAGACCUAAGAAACGACGAGGCCACCAAAAGGGAAUUGAUGAAAAUGAAACAAGAACCAGUAAGAUCGGAUGAAGGAAAAGGUAUGGCUGAUCGAAUUAGUGCAUUUGCCUAUUUGGAGUGUUCUGCUAAGACGAAAGAGGGUAUUAGAGAAGUGUUCGAAACCGCUACUCGAGCAGCGUUACAAGUAAAAAAGAAGAAACGAAAUAGGUGUUGUGUUUUGUAG
Molecule: messenger RNA, 914 nt
Organism: Dimorphilus gyrociliatus
Lineage: Eukaryota; Metazoa; Annelida; Polychaeta; Dinophilidae
Source: the annotation of a GenBank genome assembly